AUGUCAUUCCUCUGUGUUCGUACCGUGUCCCGGUUUCGCAGCUUAUCGAGAGCUCUUGCUCCUGGUUUCCUUCUUCUUCACGGCAAUGCAGUCCCGAAGACAGCAGUUUUCUUUAGACAGCAAUCUUCUAAUACUCGUUUAUUUUCUUCUUAUACUGCACCAUCGGGUGUUGAAGAGAAUAACUCCAAGUCGGCGCUGAAGAAUAAGUUGCCGCCAGGGAAAGAAGUAUCUAGUAAGGAUGCUAAAGAAAAGAUUACUACUUCUGCCAUUGAUUUGGCCCUCAACUCGGUGGUGAAGGUAUUCACCGUCUCUAGCAAGCCUAGACUUUUUCAACCUUGGCAGAUUACUAUGCAGAGUGAAAGCACCGGCUCUGGUUUUGUAAUCUCGGGAAAGAAAAUUCUUACGAAUGCUCAUGUAGUGGCUAAUCAAACAUCCGUUAAAGUCCGAAAGCAUGGUUCAACCACAAAGUACAAAGCAAAAGUUCAAGCGGUUGGUCAUGAAUGUGAUUUGGCCAUCUUGGAGAUUGAUAAUGAUAAGUUUUGGGAGGGAAUGAACCCCUUGGAACUCGGGGAUAUACCCUCUAUGCAGGACACCGUGUAUGUUGUUGGCUAUCCAAAAGGUGGUGAUACCAUAUCCGUUUCGAAAGGUGUUGUGUCGAGAGUUGGACCCAUAAAAUACAGUCACAGCGGCACUGAACUACUGGCAAUACAAAUAGAUGCAGCUAUCAAUAAUGGAAAUAGUGGUGGUCCGGUAAUCAUGGGAAACAAAGUCGCUGGUGUAGCAUUUGAAAGUCUAUGUUAUUCCGAUAGUAUAGGCUACAUAAUUCCAACUCCGGUCAUUAGGCAUUUUUUAAAUGCUAUUGAAGAAAGUGGUGAAGAUGUUAGUUUCGGCUCAAUAAAUCUAACAUAUCAGAAAAUGGACAAUGAUCAACUCCGUAAGGACUUCAAAAUGAGCGAUAAAAUGACAGGCAUUCUUAUAAACAAAAUAAACCCGCUUUCGGAUGUUCACAAAGUUCUGAAAAAAGAUGACAUCAUUCUCGCGAUUGAUGGUGUUCCUAUAGGAAACGAUAGUUCAGUCCAUUUUCGUAAGAAGGAACGAAUAACUUUCAAGCAUUUGGUUUCUAUGAAGAAACCAUGUGAGACAGCAUUACUUAAAGUCUUAAGAGAGGGAAAAGAGUAUGAGUUUAAUAGUAGUCUAAAAUCCGUACCACCACUAGUUCCAAAGCGUCAAUAUGACAAGUCUGCAAGUUAUUAUAUAUUCGGGGGUCUUGUUUUUUUACCUCUAACUAAACCAUACAUUGAUAGUUCUUGUGUUUCCGAAUCUGCUCUAGGAAAGAUGCCCAAAAAAGCCGGUGAACAAGUUGUAAUAAUUUCUCAGAUUCUAGAGGAUGACAUCAAUACAGGAUACAGUAUUUUCGAAGAUUUCCAGGUGAAGAAAGUGAAUGGAGUGCAAGUGCAUAAUCUCAAACAUCUAUAUAAGCUUGUAGAGGAAUGCUGCACAGAAACUGUGAGGAUGGACUUGGAGAAAGAUAAGGUUAUUACCCUCGAUUAUAAGUCUGCGAAGAAAGUCACUUCUAAGAUCUUGAAAAGUCUCAAAAUACCAUCGGCCGUGUCUGAGGAUCUUCAGCCUAAACAACAGAAUAAGCGCAGCAAAGUUCCUCCAAAGAGUAAAGAACAUUGAGUCAUCAGCUUCAUGCUACAGCUUGAUGUUCCCAUGGAAUAUAGGAUUUAAAUUUAAAGCAAUUACUAAUUGAAUUUAAUU
Messenger RNA from Arabidopsis thaliana (thale cress), 1761 nucleotides. It is a transcript of the gene DEG3, whose product is annotated as DegP protease 3. Gene Ontology annotation, cellular component: mitochondrial matrix. Lineage: Eukaryota; Viridiplantae; Streptophyta; Magnoliopsida; Brassicales; Brassicaceae. Gene Ontology annotation, biological process: proteolysis. Bases 1 to 1680 code for a protein of 559 amino acids. The transcript is spliced from 8 exons. The record is from RefSeq and is marked reviewed. Gene Ontology annotation, molecular function: serine-type endopeptidase activity; peptidase activity.